AUGGCGCUGGGGGCUGCCGAGAUUCUCCGAUGUCUACUAAAGGCUGGGAAAAAGUUGCUCCGGGAGGCCCGUACUCUCCCAUUCCUUGCUCUCCUGAGUUCCCGACCUGCACAACAGCCCCCAGAGCAGCCCCCUCUUCUCCAUCCAUCCCAAAUCCCGCAGAUCCCGGCCUGGGGGAUUGGAGGAGGCCCCUGGGCAGCAGGGAAGGAAGGAAAGGCCGGAGCGGCGGAGCUGGGAGGGGGCGGCCGCGGGAGCUGGCGGCGCCCCAAGGCGCAGCGCGAAACGGCCCGUUCCCGCUCGGAGCAAACAGGGCCCUUGGCCGCCGAGCGGAUUUUCCAUGACACCAUCGGGCCGGGCGCCCGCGCGGCCCCCGCCGGGGGGGCAGUGGGAGGCAGCUCCGUCCUCGCUCCCCGGCUCAUCCCGCAGGAUGCAGGUGGCUCUGGACCCUCCCCACGGUGCAAAUGCUACGGGCACGCGGCGCCCAGCACGGACGGCGGCAAGGUCUUCUGCAUGGUGUACGCGCUGCUCGGCAUCCCGCUCACGCUCGUCAUGUUCCAGAGCCUGGGCGAGCGCAUCAACACGUGCGUGCGCUGCCUCCUGCGCCGCCUCAAGAAGGGCCUGGGCAUGCGGCGCCCCGAGGUCUCCAUGGCCAACAUGGUCACCAUCGGCUUCCUCUCGUGCAUCGGCACGCUGUGCGUCGGCGCCGCCGCCUUCUCCUACUACGAGCACUGGAGCUUCUUCCACGCCUACUACUACUGCUUCAUCACGCUCACCACCAUCGGCUUCGGCGACUACGUGGCGCUGCAGAAGGACGAGGCGCUGCAGACCAAGCCGCAGUACGUGGCCUUCAGCUUCGUCUACAUCCUCACGGGGCUCACGGUCAUCGGCGCCUUCCUCAACCUCGUCGUGCUGCGCUUCAUGACCAUGAACUUCGAGGACGAGAAGCGGGACGCGGAGCAGCGCGCGCUGCUGGCGCGCGGCGCCGGCGCCACCGGUGCCACCGAGUGCCUCUGCGCCGCGCCGCGCUCCGCGCUCAGCUCCGUCUCCAGCGGCCUCCACAGCCUGGCCGCCUCGCAGGGCCUCUGCAAGCGCCGCAGCUCCGUGUAG
Tinamus guttatus (white-throated tinamou) is the source of this 1107-nucleotide messenger RNA. NCBI's taxonomy places the organism in Eukaryota, Metazoa, Chordata, Aves, Tinamiformes, Tinamidae. The record is from RefSeq and is a predicted model, not a curated record.